AUGAGGCCCGCGAGAAGCUGGGCCCCUUUGGCAGUGACCGCGCUGGUCGCGACGGCUCUGCUGCUGAGGCCCAUCCACGCCGAUGCCCCUGUGGGCAACUAUCUACCACCGUCAACCAGUUACGGCACACCUAAUCUAGGAGGUGGCGGCGGCGGGGGCGGAGGUUAUUCCGGCGGCGGCGGUGGAGGAAUAUCGACGAGCUACGGUGCGCCUUCAGGUGGAUUCGGCGGCGGGGGCGGGGGCGGAUUCGGCGGUGGUGGCCACGGAGGUGGUCGACCUUCCUCGACAUACGGAGCACCCGGUGGAGGUGGCGGUGGUGGUGGAUACUCCGGUGGCGGCGGUGGAACACCGUCCUCCAGCUACGGCGCACCUCCGUCCUCCAGCUACGGUGCACCUCCAUCCUCCAGCUACGGUGCACCACCAUCCUCGAGCUAUGGAGCACCGUCCAGCGGUGGUGGCGGCGGUUUCGGAGGUGGUGGCGGCUUCGGAGGUGGUGGCUUCGGCGGUGGAGCACCUUCCAGCAGCUAUGGAGCACCUUCCAGCAGCUAUGGAGCACCUAGCUCUGGCGGAGGUGGAGGCUUCGGCGGUGGAGUACCGUCCUCCAGUUAUGGAGCUCCAUCUCGUCCUCCCUCCAGCAGCUACGGGACACCAUCCGUAGGACGUCCAUCGUCCUCUUAUGGCGCUCCUUCUAGCGGAGGCGGUGGAUUCGGCGGCGGCGGUGGUGGUUUCGGUGGUGGCGGCGGCGGCUUCGGCGGCGGUAAACCAUCCUCAACUUAUGGAGCACCGUCGAGUGGAGGCGGCAGACCAUCGUCCACGUACGGUGCGCCUUCCGGCGGUGGUGGAGGUUUCGGUGGUGGCGGCGGCGGUUUCGGAGGUGGGGCACCGUCCUCGAGCUAUGGAGCGCCACCCUCCACGAGCUAUGGAGCACCUUCUUCGACCUACAGCGCACCCUCCUCGAGCUAUGGGGCACCGCGCGGCGGUGGUGGUGGCGGAGGUGGAUAUUCUGGAGGUGGAGGCAAACCCUCGUCCAGCUACGGAGCUCCCAGUUCUGGCGGCGGCGGCGGUUUUGGAGGUGGCGGUGGUUUUGGAGGAGGUGGAUACUCUAGUGGUGGUGGAAUAUCUUCAACUUACGGUGCACCCUCGGGAGGUGGCGGUGGAUACUCCGGAGGUGGUGGCGGAUAUUCCGGUGGUGGCGGCGGCAGCGGAGGAUAUUCUGGUGGUGGUGGCGGCGGAUAUUCCGGCGGUGGCAGUUUCGGAGGCUCUGGUGGUUACUCCGGAGGCGGUGGUGGCGGAUAUUCCGGCGGUGGUGGUGGAGGUUACUCCGGCGGUGGCGGUGGCGGUGGCAGACCGUCGUCGUCUUAUGGUGCUCCGAGCGGAGGUGGCGGACAGAGUUACGCCAGUAAUGGAGGAUACCAAUACUAAUCCAGAUAUGUGUUCACCCGGCGAGACGAUUUCCGUGCUCAAUCACGUCGGCUUCCACCAGAUUUUCCGCGU
Molecule: messenger RNA, 1494 nt
Organism: Cyphomyrmex costatus
Lineage: Eukaryota; Metazoa; Arthropoda; Insecta; Hymenoptera; Formicidae
Product: loricrin
Exons: 3
Coding region: 1-1422 (473 amino acids)
Biological process (GO): positive regulation of transcription by RNA polymerase II
Cellular component (GO): RNA polymerase II transcription regulator complex
Molecular function (GO): transcription coactivator activity
Source: RefSeq, a predicted model, not a curated record